AUGAUUUGGACUGAGGAGCACAACAUAAUGUUGUGUAGAGAAGUGUUGGUGGUGGAACCAUACAAAUUUAAGUUGGGUUCUCGUGAGCGUGGUCAUUGCUGGGACACAGUGGCUAAAAAUUUAAAUGGUCUUGCACAUCCAUCCUUCAUGGUGGAUAAGAGGGCUGUUCGAGACCACUUUCUCAAACUAAUUAGAGACUUUGAGAGGAAGAUGGCAAAGGAGCAAAGGGCUAGUGGCAUUGCUACAGAAAUGUCUGAAUUAGAUGAGGCUGUAGAGACAAUAAUUGGGAGGAUGGAGAGAGCUGAAGAGGAAAUUGUCCAGACUGAUAGGAAAAGAAGUAAGGAAGUUGAGAGAGAGAGAGAAGCUGCAGAGAAUAUCAGGAAGAGAGCAAUGGAGACUGUCAGAGAGAGCAGAGGAAGGGAUGUAUCUGAAGGUGGUGUUAAGAAAAAAAGAAUGGAAAAUAAACUGGAAUGGAAAGCAAUGGAUUAUUUGAAAGGAAGGCAUGAUGAGGAGGUUGAUAUAAAGAAACUGGAGUUAGAGCUUAAAGAGAGGGAAUUGCGUUUUAGGGAAACAGCCCAUCAACAAAAUUAUGAAUUAAAAAAGCAAGAGUUGGAACUUAAAGAAAGGGAAGGAGAAGACAGGAGAAAAAAGAUAGAGUGCAUUGUAGAGCGUGAAACAAAAUUGAUGAAUUUGCUUCAGCAGCAGCAAUUACUUUUCAAUCAAAUUUCUCAGCAAAAUCUGCAUAUACUUGAUUUGCUGAAAAAAUUGACUGAAAAGUAG
Rhopilema esculentum is the source of this 780-nucleotide messenger RNA. Lineage: Eukaryota; Metazoa; Cnidaria; Scyphozoa; Rhizostomeae; Rhizostomatidae. The record is from RefSeq and is a predicted model, not a curated record.